This is a messenger RNA of Erigeron canadensis, 1444 nucleotides long. RefSeq names its product transcription factor bHLH30-like. The record is from RefSeq and is a predicted model, not a curated record. Gene Ontology annotation, biological process: regulation of DNA-templated transcription. The transcript is spliced from 2 exons. Bases 155 to 1297 code for a protein of 380 amino acids. Gene Ontology annotation, molecular function: DNA-binding transcription factor activity; protein dimerization activity. Lineage: Eukaryota; Viridiplantae; Streptophyta; Magnoliopsida; Asterales; Asteraceae.
UUUAUUUUUAACACUUUUUUUUUUGUACUAUACCAUUCGUAUUGAUUUACUCCACCAAAGUUGUAUCAUGAGUAUAUAUGGGGGUUGGUGUAAAUAAUACAUGUGAUUGUGGAGAGACAAUAUAUGUUGUGUGGAGGGGUGAGUCAAAACUAUUAUGUGUUCUAAGAUAGAAGAACAAGAACUAGGAGAAGAAGUAGAACAACCACACCACCAAGAAAGUGAUCAUCAUCAUCAUCAAAAUCUUGAAAACAUCCAAACAUUUCAAGAUCACCCACAACAACAAAUCAUUCAACAUCAAAACAAUAGUAUGGGUUUUAAUGAUUAUUCAUACACAUCAGAAGUCUCUCCAAUCUUACACCCACAGCAACAACCAUGGAUCUUACCUCAUCAUCAAGUAUUUCACCACCACAACAUGACCGGAUCAUACACCCCGGCCGAUCUCCCUUUCCCAUCGGGAGACCAUAGCUCUUUCCUCUUCCCUCCUCCACCGCUGCCAUCAUCUUUAUCAUCCUAUGGUGGUUUGGUUAAUAAUAGGAGGGUACCUACUGCUGGCGGUGGUGGGUUGCAGUUUGGAUUUGAGGGUAGUACGUCGUCAGCGGACCACCAGUUAAGGCUCAUCUCAGAGACACUAGGACAGAUGGUUCAACCAGCUGGAGGGUCUAUGCCAUUUGGACUCCAUGCUGAAAUGGGCAAGAUGACUGCUCAAGAGAUCAUGGAUGCUAAAGCUUUAGCAGCUUCAAAGAGCCAUAGUGAAGCAGAACGACGUCGUAGAGAGAGGAUCAACAAUCAUCUUGCCAAACUUCGUAGUUUACUUCCUAGCACCACCAAAACGGACAAGGCUUCAUUGUUAGCUGAAGUGAUACAACACGUAAAGGAACUCAAGCGACAAACAUCCAUUAUAGCCGAACAAACUCUAGUCCCUACUGAGACCGACGAGCUGAUGAUUGACAACACAUCAGAUGAAGAUGGCAAUCUAGUGAUUAGAGCAUCAUUAUGUUGUGAGGACCGGUCAGAUCUUUUACCCGACCUCAUCAAAACCCUAAAAGCACUUCGACUAAGAACUCUAAAAGCCGAGAUCACUACACUUGGAGGGCGUGUAAAGAACGUCUUGUUCAUUACCGGAGAGCAAGAUUUGAACAACAACGAAAGUACCAAUAAUUAUUCGAUAAACAUGAUCCAUGAAGCAUUCAAAGCGGUGAUGGAGAAAACAAAUGGCGGAGAUCAUGAAGCUUCAGCUGGAGGUGUUAAGAGACAAAGAACAAACAACAUUAAUGUUCUUGAUCAUCGAAGGACUUGAUCGAUAUAUAUAUUAAUUAAGUCGAUCUAGCUCCUUAUAUAAUGAAACAUUUACUACAUCAUAUCAGUGCUUACUAGCUAGUACUCCAUAUAUUAAGAAUUUCCGUUAAGAUCGAUCUUGCUGGUAUAAGUCUUUCAUUAAUUUGUA